AUGUUCAAGUUCAUAUCAUUGAUUGUCCUCAUAUUGGCUACAAUUACUUUUGCUCAAGAAGAUGCAAGUGGAAAGAAAGAUUUUCUUACAAUACUUGUUAUUGAUCUUGGCACAAGUUAUUCAAGUGUUAGUGUCUUUAAAAAUGGUCGUGUAGAAAUCAUUCCUAAUGAUCAAGGUAGUCGUAUAACACCAUCAUAUGUUGCAUUCACUGCGGAAGGUGAACGUUUAAUUGGUGAUGCAGCUAAAAAUCAAUUAACGUCAAAUCCCGAAAAUACCGUAUUUGAUAUUAAACGUCUUAUUGGUCGUGAAUUUAAUGAUCCAAGUGUUCAAUCAGAUAUUAAAAAUUUUCCAUUUACUAUUAUCAAUCGUGAAUCUAAACCAACAAUAGCUAUAAACGUUGGAUCAGAGCGGAAAUAUUUCGAACCAGAAGAAAUUUCUGCUAUGUUAAUUGGUAAAAUGCGUGAAAUUGCUGAAGCCUAUCUUGGCUAUAAAGUCACACAUGCUGUUAUUAGUGUCCCAUCUUAUUUUAAUAAUGCUCAACGUCAAGCUACUAUAGAUGCUGCAACAAUCUCGGGUCUAAAUUACGUGCAUCUAAUAAAUGAACCAACAGCUGCUGCUAUGGCUUAUGGUUUUAAUGAUAAGCAAGAAAAAAAUAUUGUUGUUUUUGAUUUGGGUGGUGGCACAUUUGAUGUAUCACUUGUAAUUGUCGAUAAUGGUGUAACUGAAGUUGUUGCAACUAAUGGUAAUACACAUUUAGGUGGUAAAGAUUUUGAUGAAUGUGUUAUGGAACAUUUCAUAAAACUGUUUAAAACGAAAACUGGUAAAGAUAUUCGAAAAGAUAAACAAGCUGUACAGAAAUUACGAUGUGAAGUUGAAAAGGCUAAACGAACCUUAUCAUAUCAACAUCAAACAACAAUUGAAAUCACAUCAUUUUAUAAUAAUGAAGAUUUUAGUGAAGUAUUAACACGUGCAAAAUUUGAAGAAUUAAAUAUGGAUUUAUUCCUUUCAACAAUAAAAUCAAUACAAAAAGUUUUAGAAGAUGCUGAUUUAAAAAAGAAAGAUAUCGCAGAAGUUGUUCUAGUCGGCGGUUCAACACGUAUACCUAAAGUUCAACAAUUAGUCAAAGAUUUCUUUGAUGGAAAAGAACCUUUCCGUGAUAUUAAUCCAGAUGAAGCGGUUGCUUAUGGUGCUACUCUUCAAGCCGGCUUUUAUUCAGGUGAACAAGGUACUGGUGGUAUCGUUUACCUCGAUAUAAAUCCAUUAACUGUGGGUAUUGAAACAGUUGGUGGUGUAAUGACAAAAAUUGUUCCACGUAAUACAGUUCUUCCAACCAAAAGAAGUCAAAUUUUAUCCACUGCUGCUGACAAUCAAGCAGUUGUAGAAAUUAAAGUAUUCGAAGGUGAACAUCGAAUGACAAAAGACAAUUAUUUUUUACGUAAAUUUGAUCUUACUGAUAUUCCACCAGCACCACGAGGUGUACCACAAAUUGAAGUUACUUUUGAAAUUGAUAACGAUGGUAUUCUUAAAGUUACUGCUAAAGGGCGUGUAGAUGUGGGGGUUUUAGAGCUGGUGGGGAAAAAAACAAUUACGUACAUCGAAAAUUUAGCAAAUGAACCUUUCCAUGAAAUUCUUGAUUAUUUCGAUGGAUGUGAAUUAUAUAAUGCAUUUUCGAAUCUAAAUAUUCAUUUGGCCUUGAAUCAGACAUAUCAUUUAAAUCUAUUUGACAUUGAUGCCUCGUUUACUCGUCUUGAAUCACUUCGAUUAUACAAUAUCUAUUCGAAUCAACUGAUACAUAUUCUUACCAGUUUAUUAUCUUUAACUCAUCUAUCAUUAUUGACUAUCUGUUAUAAUGAUGUCGACAAUGUAUAUCGAAUAAUUUUUAAAUUACCUAUGUUAAAAUACAAUAAAUUAUCAUUUAUCCGACAUGCUUUAGACGUUCCUCUCUCAAUUGCUACGAACACACAAUUAAGUAAUAUUCAAUAUUUAGUUAUUGAUCAUGGAUGCGAUUUACAUGAACUUAUUACGCUACUUUCAUAUACACCUCAAAUUGCUCGUUUGACUUGUCAAAAACUCUAUGCAUCAAAUAAAAAAAAAUAUUAA
Messenger RNA from Adineta steineri, 2100 nucleotides. Lineage: Eukaryota; Metazoa; Rotifera; Eurotatoria; Adinetida; Adinetidae. The record is from the annotation of a GenBank genome assembly.